Molecule: messenger RNA, 1234 nt
Organism: Cannabis sativa
Lineage: Eukaryota; Viridiplantae; Streptophyta; Magnoliopsida; Rosales; Cannabaceae
Exons: 5
Coding region: 107-802 (231 amino acids)
Source: RefSeq, a predicted model, not a curated record
UUAACGACUUAUUUAUUUAUGGCUACCGUUUACUGAGAGGUUGAAGAUAUUUUGAAUAAACCCGGGGAACAAAAGCUCCGGUUCGAACCCUCCCAAUUCUCCAAAAAUGGCAGCAAUUUUUUCAUUUUCUUCUAACAUUUCCCAUCUCAAUUGCCAGAACUAUUUAUUGAUUCAACAACCAACAAAUCCUCGCCGGAGUUUAUUAAGAACUCGCUGCGCCGGUGAAAAUCCACCAAGCAAUUCGGCAACCGAGCCUGAAAAUGCUUUGCUUAAGGUAGCUUGGAAUGCCUCCGAGCUUUUGGGAAUCGCCACAUCAUUCUUCCGAUCGCCGAACAACGCCGAAGCUGGUGAGGUGGCUCUUGAGCUCGCCAGAGAUGCGUCGGGAUUGGUCGACCGGGCUGCGAUUGUGAAAACCAUUAAAGAAGACUUCGAAAGAUCAUACUUCGUCACAGGUAACCUUACACUUGAUGCUUAUGAAGAUGACUGUGAAUUUGCCGACCCUGCAAGCUCCUUCAAGGGGCUUCGUCGUUUCAAAAGGAACUGUACGAAUUUCGGGUCCCUUCUUGAGAGGUCGAAUAUGAAGCUUAUGAAGUGGGAGGACUUUGAGGAUAAGGGAAUUGGUCACUGGAGAUUUAGUUGUGUGCUAUCCUUUCCAUGGAAGCCCAUUCUUUCUGCAAGCGGUUACACAGAGUAUUUUUUUGAUCCACAGUCUGGAAAAGUAUGCAGGCAUGUUGAGCAUUGGAAUGUUCCCAAAAUGGUAUUGCUGAAGCAAAUAUUUAGACCUAGCAGGAGGUUGAGAUAGAGAGAAAUAGAGAUUUAUGUCCAUAUCAAGAAUCUUGUACAUAAUAAAUAUUAUGCAUUUUUGAGUUGGGCAACUCAAGUCUCUCUGUCCAGUUUUGGUGUCUUUACUUUUCUGUUUAUGGUCACCCAUUUGUGAUAUAUGUCGUUGUUAUAUACAUGUUUUUAGAUCGGACGCUCGUCAUAGUUUGGUAGUUGGCUUGAAAAACUGAGACAACAAGAAGUGAUUUAUUGGCUUAAAAUUACAUGUGAAGCACUUUUUAGAGUAUUGUAAUGGGGAAGUGUAUGGUUAAGAUAAUAGAAUAGGUGAGUGUAUAGUAAGGUGCAUGAGGUUUCAUUUUAAAACUAAUUAGCAAUGAGAAGAGUAGCUAAUGCAUAUGUUUAGUUUUAACACAUUAUCAAUAUGGAACUCUCUAACAUAGAUAAGUGUUUGCAA